Molecule: messenger RNA, 5047 nt
Organism: Exophiala viscosa
Lineage: Eukaryota; Fungi; Ascomycota; Eurotiomycetes; Chaetothyriales; Herpotrichiellaceae
Exons: 4
Coding region: 251-4741 (1496 amino acids)
Cellular component (GO): cytosol
Molecular function (GO): protein binding
Source: RefSeq, a predicted model, not a curated record
GCAUACAUUUUUAUUGCUCUAUCGAAACAAGACAACUUACAGUCGCAUAUCCCGUUAUUGUAGACACGACCGUUUUCCGCCAUUUAACCAAUUCUUCGCUACUCGGCCCAGUCCGCCACUCGAACAGAAAAGUCGUUAACCCACAACCCACGCACGCGCUCAAAUACCUUUUUUUCGUUCUCAAUUCCUCCACAGCUAUUCCCGUCUCCGCGCUACAAGAAGCCGCAAUCCUCUUGUACAUUGAUACGCGAUGGCUCCUCCGUUUUCUUCGACCUUUGCUUCGGCUGCUGCAAGCAUGAAUGGUGAAAAUGCGGGAAACAGGAGGGACAAUGCCACAAAUGAAUGGUCUAGGAAUCGCGUUAAUGGCGCUGCUCAAACCUUCCGCAGAACUUCAACCACGACACCUUCACAAACACAGCAACGCGAAAGCGCCGCCACGUCCAACACUGGCAAUGAAGGCGUUUAUAUCCCUCCGCACCUGAACCCCAGCAACUCUUCACGGAACCUCCCUCUCGGUGACACGCGGUACGGCAAAGAACAAAUGCUUAGCAUAUACCAGACGCUGAAGGAGACGUCGGCACUUGAUCGACACCUAGACGAGAUAUUUCUGGGCGGGUGGGAACCUUUGGACGGCAAGAAUGGAGCACCAAGUCAAGGUGGUCGUGGCGAUGGAAAAGAUGCGGUACCUGGACCAGAAGUUUGUUGGAACUACAAUACCGAUUCAGCGCCAUUGGGUUUGACGAGCACGAGUGAGGAGGAGAAGCAGCUCUUUUCUACCUCGGUCAACUCGCCAAUCAAGUUGCAGCAAAAUCCUAAGGAGACUUCAGGUCCCGGUGUAAUAGGUGGUCGCAAGGCUUCUUUGUCCACUUACAACAAUACUGCGAGUGGCUCCAGACCAGGCACUCGGCGUAGAGACACCAGCGACUCUUUCAUGGCCAAUGGCCCUUUAUCUCCCACCGAGAACAAGACUUUUCCACGAACAGAAACGAACACGGCAACCCCUCCGCCUGCACUGCUACGACGACGAACAGACUACAAGGAGGACGAUCCGGCCCCCAGUGCUAAAGAGUAUCUUGACGCGGACGAUGGUGCGGAGUCGCAGCCUACCUUCCCUGGCUUACGGAGAGCGGGCACUGGCCCUUUGAGUGCUGGAUUGAACCCCCCUUCAGCUUCGCCUUGGUCGGCAGGUCCGCAAUCUUCUGCAUUUGGGUCAAUGGGAAGUUUCGGCAGUUUUGCAAUCGGCUCUGCGACUACCCCUAUCGAAUCCAGCGACAAGAGACCUGGUUUUGGCAGCGCGCGUGGUGGCAGCCGUUUCAAGGAUCUCCUGUCUAAGACAAGCUCGGAAGACAUUUCUCAGAGUAUCAGAGACAAGACUUCCUUUGGCGCAUUGGAGAAGCUGCCUGAGGAGGACGCCGACAACAUUCAAUCAAGGCUACGCGACGAGCUCAGAACGCGCCCAGGUCGGAGUGAGACCAAUCCAUAUGAGGAAGCUUCUAUGCGAUCUGGCAGCGCCGCUUUGAGCAGUGCCCAAGAAAAUUUGCCACCACCUGGAGGCAUUGAGCAGAUGGGGAUGUCCGCCUUUGGUCCUCCUGGCAAUAUAGGAGCUCGGGACUUCGGCCAUGAUGAUCCUUAUCAGCAGGCAUCUCAAGGAAGGUUCAAUCCACCUGAUCCGAUGAGCCCAACCAACACCAAUCCCUAUCAUAGUCCCCAUGGCCGCCCUGAGGAUGAUGAACGAGACAACAACCCCAUCUCGCAAGCUCCAGGUCUCCCACCGUUUGGCGCAAACCGUCGCAACAUGUUUGGAAGUUCCGAAGAUAGAGGUCCACCAGCCAGCAACACGCGCACCGCAACCGGUUUCGGCGGUCUUUCUGGCUUUGGUGGAUUGGGUGGCGGUUCUGGCUGGCCUUCCAACCCCCUGGGAUCGAACAAACCUCCCAUGGGUCCUGGUUUAGGAUCUGCGUUUGCCGAUCCCAUCUUCAGUCCCCUGACGGAUUUGCAAUCACCCAGUGCCAGCGGCUUCGGAGGUGGCUUCUUUGGUUCCGGCGGGUUUGGUAGCGCUGGACGUGCGAGUCGUCUAGGUGCAAUGUUCCCACCAGCCAUGCAAGAGCAGAUGCGAGGGGACAGUCGAAACGAAAUGCGGCACACUCUCGACUCGCGUCCGGAGAGCGCACAGCAACAGUCUAUCCGCGAUGCUUUUGACAACACCAACCGUCGAAGUGAGGGAUUCGGUCGUGGCUCUAGCCUCUUUGACGAGUCUCCAUCCAUGAGAAGUGUGGAAGAAGCGACUAAUGCCAGUCAAGCCGGUCAAUUUGGAGCUCCACCUUCUGGACCACCUCCCUCCUCUCUUACCGCCCCCCAACCUGAAGGCCAACGACCUGAAAGCUACCAGUCUGGUCAUGGCUUGAGCCAGUCCAGUGGCAGCAACUCCGACAAUCAACUUCCAGCAACCCAACAGCGCCAGAUGGUGAUGCCAGAUCGGAUGCGUUGGAUUUAUCGCGAUCCUCAAGGCAAUACGCAGGGACCAUUUUCGGGCCUUGAGAUGCAUGAUUGGUUCAAGGCUGGGUUCUUUACUGCAGAGUUACAGGUCAAGAAACUUGAAGAUGUUGAAUACGAACCAUUGGCCCAGCUUGUUCGGCGCAUAGGCAACUCCAGGGAGCCUUUCCUGGUACCACAAAUUGGAGUACCGCAUGGACCACCUUCAGCAGCACAAGGCAAUCACUGGGCGAAUGCCCCAGUCAGUGGAGUUGGCGGUUCAGUUCAGCCACCUUUCGCAAGUAGUUUCCCAAGCUUUGGUACGACCUUGACCGCGGAGCAGCAGAAUGCAUUGGAGAGACGAAAGCAAGAAGAACAAUUUCUCAUGGCUCGGCAGAAGGAGCACCUUGCUCAACAGCAGAUGGCAAUGAAGCACAUGCAGAUGCAGAACGGCAUGCAGCCCUUGCAGCAUCAACCCAGUGCGCAGUCACUUCACAGUCAGCCCAGUUUCAGCAGCAUGACUUCCCCAACGGGAUAUCAGCCCGCAGCACCAGGACCUAUCCAACCUCCACAGCUCGGGAUGCCUUUCGGCCAGCAAGGUGGACCUACAAGCGCGGGGCCUGCUUUCGGCGCAGGCCGCGAGGAAGAUCUUCCUAACAUGAUGGACCGCAUGAGCUUCGGGCAACGAGCUGGUCCCUUCGCGGGCGGCCCUUCAGGUCCUCCGCCAGAGGGUCCCUCUCCACAACAACUCAACUCGAUGCUGCAAGAUAGAGCUCGGGUACAACAGCAACAGCAACAGGCCGAUAUGCGAGGACAUCAGGACGCUUUUUUAGGGCCACAGGGCCGCAACGACCGACUGGACGAGUUCCACGAACUUCGUGGACAAGCGGACCUGCCGGCUGGUCGUCUCGGCCCUGAGGAAACUCGACCACAGCCUAUUGGAACUCAACGCCAUGCUGAUGAACAAUUGCCACAGAAGGUCCAUGCGCCAAUCGGACAUCCAGCAGUCGUCUCCAAGCUAGACCACGAACCACUUUCUUUGGCCCAACAGGUGCAAAUUGCGGCAGCAAGUCAAAUGGCAGCGGCCGAAGAGCAUGCGCGCGGGAAACAGGAUACUUUUAUCGAACCACCGCCUGUCUCGAUCUCUCCACUGCCGGCACCUGCAGCUCAACGCAAUCGACAACAUGUCGCUGACGCUCUUGCAGCAGAGUCAAGGUCGGCAACGCAGACACCUAUUGAAACUCCUUCGGUCUCAAUCGCACCGUGGGCGGAACGGACGGCAGAGCAUCCCAAAGGGCCUUCGUUGAGAGAAAUCCAAGAGGCAGAAGCGAAGCGUGCGGCGGAGCAGGAGGAACUUGCUGCUGCUGCACGUCGUGCGCAGCAAGCGGAACAAGAGAAGCUGAGUCAAGUCCUUGGCUCGGCUCCAGCUCCAGCUCCGGGUCUUCCAUCAACCUCGACUUGGGGAAGUCCUGCUUCACCAGUCACUCCUGGAUCUCAGUCUUCAUCGGUUUGGGCCAAGCCGACAGUUGCCAAAGCUGGUAGUGCUGCAACUGUGACUAGCAAGAAGACGCUUGCUCAGAUCCAGAAGGAGGAAGAAUCUCGCAAACAGCGUGCAGCUGCUGUGGCUGUGGCUGCCAGUGCCCAGAAUGCGGCGGCAUCCCCAGUGUCAGCUGCUGCCGUCGGGAAGCGGUACGCCGAAUUAGCCAGCAAAGUUGCACCAACCACACCAACCACGUCCAGUGCAUGGACGACAGUCGGAUCUGGCGGUAAAACCAAAGCUCCUCCUGCUGUUGUAGCUUCACCACAGCCAGCCACACGUACCGUCAGCAGCUCUACAGUCACCACUGCCAAACCACGCCCUACGCUUCAGACUUCUCGAAGCACCAUCUCGAGCCAAAGCAAGGCCAACGAAGAGUUUACGAAAUGGAUCAAAGGUUCUCUCGGGAAAGGGCUGAACAGUAACAUCAAUGUCGAUAGUUUCGUGCAAGAUUUACUGCAGCUCCCACCCGAGAUCGAAAUCAUUUCUGACAGUGUGUAUGCCAGUUCGCAAACUCUAGACGGUCGCCGCUUUGCUGAAGAAUUUGUUCGACGCCGCAAACUCGCAGACAAGGGCAUUGUCGAGCCGGCAACGAAUGGAGCCGGCGGUGUUGAUGGCAAGAGCGCUGGUGGUUGGAGUGAAGUAGCGAAGAAGGGUCCUGCUGCCGCUCCCAAAGAGGAGAAUAAUGCAUCCUUCAAGGUUGUGGCGACCAAAAAGAAGGGCAAGCGGUGAAUGUGAGAGGCUGGACCAACGUAUGACUGGACUGAUGUAACGAGCCAGAGAGAUUAGUGUAUGGAUCAUGCGACGCAAAGUUGGGUACGACUCUCAGCAAGUGCUGACCUGUGAUGAGUUUGGACUCGACGAUCUUAUCUAGCUCGUGAGGCAGACCAUGUGAAGUAGCGUUAUGCAUGAUGAAUAACAUGUAUGGUGCCUAACUUGACCGUUUGCUGUGAUCCUCAGUAGAGUCUCUCGGAGAGAUGUUCACUCGUGCACUAAGGCUGGUAAAGUUCGAGAUGUAAGCACUUGGAUUGUUGACUU